Messenger RNA from Lodderomyces parapsilosis, 1788 nucleotides. It is a transcript of the gene SNX4, whose product is annotated as Snx4p. Gene Ontology annotation, molecular function: phosphatidylinositol binding. Lineage: Eukaryota; Fungi; Ascomycota; Pichiomycetes; Serinales; Debaryomycetaceae. Gene Ontology annotation, biological process: autophagy; cytoplasm to vacuole targeting by the Cvt pathway. Bases 1 to 1788 code for a protein of 595 amino acids. The record is from RefSeq and is a predicted model, not a curated record. Gene Ontology annotation, cellular component: phagophore assembly site. The transcript has a single exon.
AUGAGUUCUGAAGAUCAAUUUACUUCUAUCCAGUGGGAUAGGGAGGAGUUGGGGAAAGAUCAGACCAGCAAUACGACCGCAAAGAUAGAUUCCAUUUCUGAGGAAUCGAACUCGCAGCACAACUCCGAAGGCAAGUCGAAUGACGUAGGUGAAACCGGUAUAGCAAAGACAACAGUUACAAAUGAGCAAGAGGGAAUUGCAGAAGCUGAAGAUUACCAUAGUAGUAAGUCCAAUGGGGACGAUCCCAGUGCUUCUUUACUCAUUUCCAGUGAGCAAGUGGGUCAUUCAGGGCAAGAAUCGAGCAACACGGACAACAAUGAGCAAUCACAACAUGCCGAAGCUGUUGAGGGCGAACGAGAGGCUAGCGAGCAAACUGCAAAUGCGGCAACAUCACAUACUGGUGUCGAGCCUGUGGACACCACUCUAUUCGAUAAAUACAAGAUUGAGGUUUCAGCCACACAUCCAAGUAGGGAUCUAGAUGCAUCAUCAAAACCAUUCAUUUCUUACUUGGUCACGACAACUACUGAUAACCCCAACAUUCUCAAGCUUAUCAAAGAGAAACCGUCAUCAGAAGGCGAAGAUGAUGAGCAGUAUCACACUUUCAGUGUUCGUCGUCGGUAUGGAGAUUUUCGCUACUUGUAUGAGAGUUUGACGAAUGAUUUCCCUACAGUCAUGAUUCCUCCAUUGCCAUCAAAGCUGAAUAUAAAAUACUUGACGGGGGACACUUUUAGUCAUGAAUUUGUCCACAAACGAUUGCAUUCGUUGGAUAGAUUCUUAAGAUUUAUUGUUCAACAUCGUGUUUUAUCUCAACUGUCAAUUUUUCAUUUGUUUAUCAGCGAUUCUAGUGAUUGGAAUACUUUUACAACUUCUUUGAAACUUAAAGAAUUGAAUGUCAAUGGAGACCAAGGAGGUUUGGUGAAUAAAGUUGUCAAUGAAGAGUUGAUUACAGAAAAAUUGAUGAAUUUUUUAACCUCAUCCAAGCACAAGAAGGAAACUAAUCGUGACAUAUUGGAGAUCAAUGACAAGUUGAAGAAAUUGUAUGAGAAUCUUGUCAAGUUGGAUCGUAUUUUCACCAAAUUGAAUAGGAAGAAUCGUGAUUUGAAAAGUGAUUAUGAACAGCUUCUGAAGCAACUUUUGAAAAUUUCAAAUUUACAAAAUGGUCAACCAGAAGAUGCAGCAAUUACAUCCAAUUUCAAGAUUUUUGCUGAAGCUCUUGAUUUCUUCCUGGAGUCAUGGGGUCUGUUGUACACAUAUAUGGAUGAGUCGUUUUUGAUUCUGUUGAGGGAUUGCUCAAAGUACAUUAUUGGUCUCACAAACUUGAUUGAAUUGCUACAUAAUAAAAAGAUUGAUUUGCAAGUGUUGCAGGACUACUUAAAUAAAAGUAGAAAUGAAUUGGGGAAUGCAACGGGGCAACAUCACCAAUCAGCGCAUCAAACCACUAGCAAUGGUGGCAUAGUGAGUAGUACAACCCAAUUGAUCAAAGAUACGAUAUCAACCUCAGCUACAUCUCAUAUAGGGUCUAGCGCCACUGAUGCCAAGAUACAUAAGUUGCAGGUCAAGGUACAAGAAUUGGAAAAUGAGAUUGGAUUACAAGUGAAGUUGAUCAAUGAGUUUACCGAUAAGAUUAUCAAUGAAGAGUAUCCAAACUGGGAACGGUUCAACAAAUCAGAGUUGAAGAAUUCCAUGCUUGGAUUGUGUGAUCAGCAAAUCGAUUUCUACAAGGGAUUAGUUGAUAAUUGGAGUGAUGUUGAAUUGAAACUUUCUAAACGAUUAGAAGAGUUGAGUUGA